Asparagus officinalis (garden asparagus) is the source of this 1162-nucleotide messenger RNA. RefSeq names its product pollen receptor-like kinase 3. NCBI's taxonomy places the organism in Eukaryota, Viridiplantae, Streptophyta, Magnoliopsida, Asparagales, Asparagaceae. The transcript has 4 exons. The annotation marks the transcript as partial. Gene Ontology annotation, molecular function: protein binding. The record is from RefSeq and is a predicted model, not a curated record.
CACAGAGACCAAAACCAAAGAAAAAGAUCAAAGUAAACCGAGAAAAUCAUCAUAAAAACUCCAUGCGCUCAAACAAAGAAUGCAAACAUCCAACGUCUCCGGCACCAUUCUCCUCCUCUUCCUCCUCCUCCCCUUCUCCAUUUCCGACUCGCCGGCGGAGGAUGCACAAAGCCUAAUCCAAUUCAAGUCUUCCUUUGUCGUCCCGGACCCCGACCCUCUCGCCGCCUGGUCUCCGGCCUCUUCUCCCUGCAACCCCAAAAGCCUGUGGCCGGGUGUCAUCUGUGACAAGAACUCCAUCACCGGCCUCCGCCUCGCUGGCCUCAAACUCUCUGGCGCCUCCAUCAACGUCGAACCCCUCCGACCCCUCACCGCCCUCCGUUCCAUUUCUCUAGACAACAACGCCCUCUCCGGACCCAUCCCCGCAUUCUCCCUCCUCGACAGCCUCAAAUCCAUCUACCUCUCCAACAACAAAUUCUCCGGUGACAUCCCCGACGACUACUUCGCCAACAUGGACCACCUGAAAAAGUUCUGGGUUGAUGGCAACGCCUUGACUGGUAAAAUCCCAUCGUCCAUCUCCAAAGCCGUCACGCUCAUCGAGCUUCAGCUCCAGAACAAUCAAUUCUCCGGCGAGCUACCGGAUAUUAGCAUAUCGUCUUUAACAAGCUUCAACGUCUCCGGCAAUACCCUCACAGGAAAAAUCCCGGACGAAUUGUCCAAGAAGUUCAAGGCUGAGUCAUUUGCUGGAAACCCUGGGAAUGUGUUGCCGCCGUUGGCGUAUUUGUAUCGGAGGGAUGAAAAGUUGGUUGUGUCCGAGUAUGCGAGUAAAGGGAACUUGUUAUAUAUUCUUCAUGGCGACCGUGGCCCUGACCACGCAUCGCUGGACUGGCUAACUCGGCUGUUCCUCAACCCCUCCCUCGCCCCCUCCGUCCUCUUCUCCUUCAAAUCCCCCGAGUCCCUUCUCCAUCACCACGUCUCCCCAAAAUCUGACGUCUACUGUCUCGGGGUCCUCAUCCUCGAGAUCCUCACUGGCAAAUUCCCGUCGCAAUACCUAAGCGACAGCGCGAGAGGAGGAACAGACGUGGUGACGUGGGCCGUGGCGGCGAUUAAGGAGGGAAAGGAGGUCGAGUUGUUGGAUCCGAACGUGUCGAGAACGGCCAGCGAC